Amphibalanus amphitrite is the source of this 3908-nucleotide messenger RNA. RefSeq lists its product as uncharacterized. Gene Ontology annotation, biological process: mitochondrial protein catabolic process; mitophagy by internal vacuole formation. Gene Ontology annotation, cellular component: mitochondrial outer membrane. Bases 224 to 2728 code for a protein of 834 amino acids. The record is from RefSeq and is a predicted model, not a curated record. Lineage: Eukaryota; Metazoa; Arthropoda; Thecostraca; Balanomorpha; Balanidae. The transcript is spliced from 9 exons.
AGUCGGCGGCGCGACGCUUCCCCGGUCGGCCGCUGUCUCGAGCGCUCCCGCACCGCCGCUGCCACGCGCUGCGUCCCACGCUCUCGCUUGCGACCCGGUGACUAGAAGUGGUAGAGGGCCGAUAGGUGACAGAGUGACAGUGGGAACUUUGAGACUGGUGCGUGAACUGUGAGGUUACGAGAAUUUGAGGACACUCGGGGAUCGUUCGACCCCGUGCGCAGACAUGUUUAACCCACACAGUCUGAACGGGGACCGUCUGGAGCGGUACCACGACCUGCACCUGCGCGGUAAGUACCCUCUGGGGGCACGCGCCUCGCUCCCCAUGGACCUAUCGGCCAUGAAGACCUCCACGUGGACCUACAAGCCGGCGAUGCCGCUGCAGACUAUGGUUCCUCACCAUCAGCCGGCGCCGGAGAAGCAGAUGAGGUUCCGCCCGGAGAAGGCUCACCGUCGUCCUGUGCAGCGUCUGCAGUGGAGGAAGAGCAAGUGGCAAGGUGACGCAGACGAGCCGAGCAGCUACCUGGACCUCAACCGCAUCAGCUCGAUGACUAUUGCUGAUGUGAGUCCCAAGUUUGCGGUGAAGCGCAUCCUGCAGAUGUACGAGAACCAGCAGUACCGUGAGGCCGCUAACUUUGUCAACCGCCUGAGUCACGGCACGUUCAAGGUGAUCCUGACCGACCUGCCCGUGGAUGUGUUCAUCGAGUCCAUGCCCGACAGUCUGCCGAUCCUGGAGGCGCUGUACGCCAAGGUGUUCCUCUCCGACGGGCUCAACUUCUCCGUCAAGACGCUGAAGCCAGACGUCGUCGUGAUGCAGAUGGUCAAGUUCUUCGCUCAGCAAGAGGACAGCUUGACGGGCAACAUCAAGUGGGAGCAGUGCGGCCCGUUCAUCGCCUCCUGCAAGAAACUGCUCAAGGUCAUCGUCCACACCGAUCCCAAGAUCAAGAAGAUGCUUGUUGGCAGACGUAAGGCACUGGACAAGGCGAUCGAAGGAAUGGGUCACCACGGCAUGGUGGGUACGUCGGACGGAUCGCUGAUGAACCUGCACGACGCACUGAAACUCGAGUUCAAGAAGGUGGUGACUUCUUACAAGGCGGCGCUGGAGAAGCUAGAGGAGCUGAGUCUGUCCACGUCCUCAAAACAGACCAUCAGUCGCAGCAUCAGCCACGGCCCGGCCCCGAUCCAGGUCUCACACCAACGGCAGCUCAGCAUUACUCAGCAGGAGAUCCAGGAGCGGCUCAUCAAAAACAAGACGAUCCUGAACGUGGUGGAGCCGAUCUUGGGCAAUCACAGCCUGGACGUCUUCCUGGGCAUCCUGCAGAGACGCAUCGACCACGACAAGGACUGUCUGUUCCACUUCACGCAGCUGAAGAAGGAGGUGAAGGACAUGCAGGACGCCACGGUGGUCGUCCCGAUCCUGAUGCGCUACGGCAACGGCAUCGAUCAGGUGCUGAAGCUGAUGAGGGACGUCUCCGGAGACCAGGAGGAGAGCGAUGGCAGCGACAUCUCCGGCUACCACUCGGACUCCGACUCCGCCAUCAUGACGUCAGGAAACUCACCCUACGUCAGCAAGUCGGCUAGAUACAACUUCCUCUACAGAUCAGUUCGCGCCACUCCCGCCCAGUUCCGCGGCGGCAUCCCGGCCUUCUCGGCCGCCUCCUCAGCCUCGGGAGCCAGCCUACCGACCAGCAGCCCUGCCGUUUCCGAUACAGCCUCUGUGGGAGACAAGUCCACCGGAGACGACACGUCUCCGCAGCUGGAGACAAAGGCCAGCCGGCCCAGGAAGCGCAAGGAAGUCGAAAAGCGCGCCUCCAAUUCUAGUGCGGACUCUCUGGUCUCGGAGCCGGAGACGGCGUGCUCCAAAGGUCACGUGCUGCCGCUGUCCGGUGACCCGUCCACGCUGCGUCGAAGGGAGAUCAGUCAGCUGUGCCGCCAGGUGGAGUCUCUCCAGGGCGAGGUGCGCUCCGCCCAGCUCACCAUCAGCCGCUGCAACGAGCGCGAGAGGCAGCUGAAACACAAAUUAUCUGAACACCAGCGCUCGGAGCCGCAGCACCAGCCCCUCUCCCGGACAGAAAAUGUCACCUGUAUCGACAUCGAUAACCGGUCAGCAGGCCUGAUCCGCCGGUUCGGGGCACUCUACUCACACGGGAGAGCCGAGGCCAUGGCUGCCCUGGACGCGCUGCCCGAGCUCAGGAACUCAGAGGAACUCAAGUCCAAACUGCUCUUCAGCGUGGUGGUGCUGGCGUUCCGCUCGGUGACCUCGGGUCAGCAGGCGGUGAGGGAGGUGGUCCGACGUCAGCUACAGAUUCCGCCGCCCCCUCCAGCCUCCCACCCUCAGCCGCCGGGCAGAGGAGACCCGACGGCUAGCGAGCGGAGCAACCAGCUCGAGCGUACCAUCACUACCUUCCUCCAGCAGACGGUCGACACGUACGACCUCUCCAACAACGUGGAGGAGGUAUGCAGUCAGAUCUGGGCCACCCUGUACGACUACCCGUCCCUGCGCACUACUGAGGGACUGCUCAGCUAUGUGAAGGAGAGUGUACGACUGGCCUGGGGACUGAUCAACCAGACGCCGCCAUGCCGUAUCGAGUACGAGGUGCGUCAGUUCAGCAGCGACCUGCACGUGCGGCACCAGGCCUCCGACGCCGGCCAGAGUGUCGUGCAGACCUACGUGUGGCCGGCACUGAUGGAGGAGUCGCUCUGCGUCCAGAAGGCGGUCGUCAUAACGUGAUGACAGUCAGAGUGGCACGGUCGGUCAGGCAGAGAGCGGCCGUGGAGAUACCACCUGGCGUCGGGAAAUGUAACUACAAGUUCGGCGGCGGCGGCUGCUCGCAGAGGGCGCUGCCGUCGCCGCUGCCUGGCGGACGGGACCGGACUGCGGACUCUCCGCCAUCUGAAGGCGGGCCGAGGACAGCCUGUCGACUACCGCUUCAACCGCAGGAAGCCACCUGCGGCUUAGAGGACCUCUGAACCAACUACCGUGCUCUCGCUGGCGUCUCAGAACAAACUUCUUCGCCUGACUUGUGACCGGCGUCUUUACUGAAGCAGCUCCGGCGUUGAAAGCUUUACAACGCCGAGAAAAGCAAUUUUGUCAUGUAAAUACGAUGCUUUUGUACAGCUUAUUUGUGAAUACUCCUGUGUAAAUAGCAGACCUGUUUUUAGCGUGUUAUGCGAUUGUUAUCCUGUUUGUUAGCUGUGUGAAUUGCACCCACUCGCGUACGCUGUUUGUGGGGCACCGUCGCACCCCGCCCCGCGACCGUCGCUCGCCGGGCGGGCGUGCGCUGCCCCAGGGUGACACAGCCGGGUCGGCCGCCGACCCCCGGGCUCGCUGUACGAUCCGCCCGGUCACACCCGAGACCAGACGUCCGGGAACUUCUGGAACGUGACGUGACGUUCGACUGAACCUUCCGUGCCAUCGACGACCGGUGCUUCCGAGUGUGCUCCUGUGAAUGUUUUCGUGUCGAAUGGUGAUGCGCGUGUUGACCAAAUGGGAUGAAGUUUUUAAAAUACCAUUGACUACGGUUAACAAUAACGGAUGGUGUUCCGUAGACCGCACGAACAUAAUGUGUUACCUAUAUGUUAGUUGCCGGGCGUUAUUGAAUGGGACGGAUCGCAAUGUAAAUAAUAUGGCAAGUUUGCACAUUUAUACGAUUCCAGUAUGCAACCAGGCUCGAUUACGCAAACAAUUGUUGCGAAUAAGUUAUAUUGUGCGUGUGUGGGAUGCUGCACUAUUUUCCGGGGGCGUUUUCUGUGCUCGCUAAGGCCCUGUCGUGUUACGUGUUUAUAAUAUGUAUCCGGUAUAACCAUCCGCUAACAAAGCACAUCUGUCCAGUAGUGGCGAUACCCGCUGUGGGGAGCUCUCCGUCUCGCUGUCACAGUUCCCUCUCAAUAAACGCCGGUCACAGUUGUAA